GCCACUGCGGGUAUAAAAGCGUUCCCUCCACUACCGCGCGGCAGUUACUCUGUGUACAGUGACCGGUGCGCUUCUGUUUCAUAACUUUUUAAAAACAAACCUUUUCUAAGCACCAUGCCAGACCUGUACUACGUGCCCGGCUCGGCUCCUUGCCGCGCGGUACUGCUGACCGCCAGAGCACUGAACCUGAAUCUCAACCUCAAACUGGUGGACCUCCACCAUGGGGAGCACCUCAAGCCAGAGUACCUGAAGCUAAACCCCCAACACACAGUGCCCACCUUAGUGGACGACGGUCUAUCAAUCUGGGAGUCACGCGCCAUCAUCACCUACCUCGUCAACAAGUAUGCCAAGGGCAAUUCUUUGUACCCUGAGGACCCGAAGGCGCGCGCGGUGGUUGACCAACGCCUGUACUUCGAUAUCGGCACACUGUACCAGAAGUUCUCGGAAUACUUCUACCCACAAGUGUUCGGAGGCGCCCCAGCAGACAAGGAGAAGUUGACAGCUGUAGAGAAUGCCCUCAAGCUGUUCGACACAUUUCUGGAGGGACACAAAUACGCUGCCGGCAACAACCUGACAGUCGCCGACCUGAGUCUCAUCGCCUCAGUGUCCAGCUUCGAGGCAUCCGACAUCAACUUCCUCAAAUACCCUAAUGUUAAGAGAUGGUACGAGACAGUGAAGAGCACAGCACCCGGAUACGAAGAGGCCAAUGGCAAAGGUCUGAUCGCGUUCAAGGAACUGGUCAACAACAUGCUGAAGAAGUAAUACGGACCUAGGAUCUACUUUCUUGAAUAAUCUUUAUGGUGGACACACGCGGUCACAAAAUCUUAAAUCAUCAAAUGAAAUAUGUUGUUGUCAGUUUGUGUGCACCCACCAUCGUGUUUUUCAUUCCAAAUUCUAUCACUGCUCGAUUUGUACAGUUGUACCUACUGUUUUUAAGUUAUGAUGUAAGUGUAAGGCACAAAUAAAUUAUAUGAAAACACA
Molecule: messenger RNA, 981 nt
Organism: Ostrinia nubilalis (European corn borer)
Lineage: Eukaryota; Metazoa; Arthropoda; Insecta; Lepidoptera; Crambidae
Gene: GSTd2
Product: glutathione S-transferase 1-like
Exons: 5
Coding region: 115-762 (215 amino acids)
Biological process (GO): glutathione metabolic process
Molecular function (GO): glutathione transferase activity
Source: RefSeq, a predicted model, not a curated record